Molecule: messenger RNA, 2430 nt
Organism: Laccaria bicolor S238N-H82
Lineage: Eukaryota; Fungi; Basidiomycota; Agaricomycetes; Agaricales; Hydnangiaceae
Exons: 6
Coding region: 1-2430 (809 amino acids)
Source: RefSeq, a predicted model, not a curated record
AUGGCCGAAAGAAACGCCAGUCGACCAUGGACAGCAGAAGAAGACAAACUGUUACAACAGGGCGUUGAACGCUUCGGCGAGCAGGAGAACUGGAAAACAAUUGCUGUUUCGAUUCCAGGUCGAACCAACAAAGCUUGUAGGAAGCGUUGGCUCCAUUCUCUCUCUCCCAGCGUGAAAAAGACUGCAUGGACGGCUGAAGAAGACCAAAAGCUCUUGUAUUUAUAUGACCAACAAGGUCCUAAAUGGUCUGUAAUUGCUCGCCAGAUACCAGGUAGAACAGAUGACGCAUGCUCAAAACGAUAUCGGGAAGCUCUCGACCCAAGCUUAAAAAAGGAUGUGUGGACUCCGGAGGAGGACCAUAAACUUAACCAGGCUCACAUUCAACACGGCAUGAAAUGGGGGUUGAUAGGGCAAGAACUCCAACGCAGCGGCCUGGCAUGUAGGAAUAGGUGUUGUUUGACUCAACCCUGCCGAAGCGGUCAAUUACUAAAACGUGUCAGGUGGCGUCUCAUUGAACGCAAACGCGCAGCCAGAGCAGCCUUGGUCCUUGAGGGUUCAGGUCUUCGAACUUUGAGCAUUGUUACACAACGACCGUCUCAUGAAUCUGUUUCGCUCUUCCCACACUCUCAGCUGGGAAACACUUUCCGUGAAUCGAGUCCUCCGUCAGGUUCCCCUGUUCUUACUCCAUCGAUAUCCCCGCACCCAACUUCCUCUCCGAAUGUUGUGUUGUGUGGUCCCAUUCCCCAUGCUUUCCCCGAAGGACAAACUGCUACCCUGCACGAUCACCGGCUGCUUGACCUUCAAGCACAUACCCCAUCUCAUCGCCCUGGAACAAUCAAUUUAUAUAAUGACGCCCAACACUCGUUGACAGACUUUAUUCUGAAUCAACAAGACCUGGAACCCCUACUAUCUGUUAUCUUCGGACAGCCUUCACCAUGUGGGACAGCGAAUGAAAGUGUCGGCCUCCGUGAUUUUGCAAUGACAAGUGCCACGAUACAGGGCGCCACAACAGUCGAACCUCCCCAUACCGAUGCGAGGGAAGUAAGUUCUAUUGGGUUUGAUCGGUUCCAGGAUCUCAAUUCGAAGGCGAUUUUACCCAACGACGGCACAGCAAACCACUCUGAUUAUUUCGAUUCAAUGACCACCGCAAGAGAUACCGCUUCAAUCAGAGAGUCUCAGGCGGAUAUGAUUGCAACAGAUAAUACAGUCAACCAGCUGCAGAAUUUUGACCUAGAAACUUUUUCACGCGAUACCAUGACGAGCAGUGACCCAUUGAAUUUCGAAUUGGGGACUGUCCUGGCAGAUAUCGUGGACGUUCGUGCUUCGGACUUUCGUUCACACGAUGCGACAGACAAAUUUUUUGAUCUUGAUCUUGAGACUCUCCCACUCUCAUCAGAUUUCCCUUCAGAGCACUCCCGGUAUUUUCCCUUCGAAGCACUACCAGCAAAUGGUAGCAUAACCAACCAUUCGCGAGAUGUCGAUCUUGCUCCGUGUAGCCCUCGUCAAUCCAGCGAUCUUCCAGACCCUCUGCUAGUUGAUUCGUUGCUGUCUGGGCCUACCCAAUCUGGCUGUACACGAUCAGACCCGAUGCAAUUCCUGCAAUCUGACUCCUUGCCCAUUGGACCCCUAUCACCUGACCCCGUACAAUCGAAUCCUCUACGAACCCACUCACUCCGAUUUGAUUUGUGGAAAUCCUCGAAUUUUCCAAAUAUCGUGCCGCUUUUACCCAGAGAAGCAUCGUAUUCGGGACUGAACUUCAGCUCAAGUCAUGAUGAUCUGUCGUCGACACAAUCAACGCCAUUUACGACGUCGUCAUCUAUGUCGCCCAUCUCCAGCCCCGAUUCAAUGAGUCCCGCACUUCCAAACGAACAAUUACCUACCGGUCCCACACUACAUAUACAAGACUCACUAUCAAGUGUUCCGCGACGUCGAAAACCUCGGAAAACGAAGGGACCCGAUGCAGCCUCUCGGCUCUCCUCGAACCUACCUUUAUCUAGCGAUCCAAAGGUUCGGCCUUAUGCUUGUGGCAGAGAAGGAUGUUGGUCAAUUGGAGCAUCGAUGAGCAAGUCAUGCUUUGCUACCUCUAAGCAGUUAUGUGAGCACAGCAAGGGAGAUCACGAAGGAGAGCCUCUUGGAGAUAAACCAUUCAGGUGCGGCUUGUCUGGGUGUGGAAAGUCUUGGAAGUCCAUAAACGGUCUUCAGUAUCAUCUUCAACUCUCUGCGGCUCAUUUCAGAAAUGCGUUAUCGUCUCAAUUCUCUGCUCAGGAUACAAGGGGUGACCUACAAACUGACUCCGUAGACCUAUUCCCUGAUAAUUCCCACCGCACUUAUGCAUGUCUCAUGCCCAACUGCUUCAAGGCCUACCGACAGCACAGCGGUCUCCGAUACCACCUUCUUCACGUUCGUUGGCACAGUUUGCACGUUAUCUAA